CCGCUCUACAAGCGAGCCUUUUUCUAGCUUCCCCUCGUCAAACACUCCUUUCCCUUCCCCAAAGCAAAGAAAAAAAAAGGAAGUAAAUUCCUACCCACCGUUUCCCCAUUCUUCUUCCUUCUGUUUCCGAUUCCAAACUUCCGUUUUCUCCUCUUCCGUUUCCCAUUGGAACUCGGAACGGCUCGCCGAAGGACCAGUCAUCCACCAGCUGCGGAAGGACUGAGAAAGCAGAGGGAGAGAAAGCUCUGCUAAGGCGGUGAUCGCUAUAACUUCGCCUGACAGUGAAUUGAACUUCGCCAUAAUUCAUGGGCGAAAUGCCAGAAUCAGGGUACGAGACAACAGCUCAGAAAAAGCCCCUCGGAAUCAGAUUCCUCGAGUGGCUAAAAAAAGGCACUCUUUCCUACAAAACCUACCAAGUCAUCGUCUUGAUCGUAACAUUUCUAGCAUACGCCGCCUACCAUGCCGCCAGGAAGACGACAAGCAUUGUCAAGAGCGCUCUGGACCCUGCAUCCUCGAAGCUCGGCUCGACAGCCAAACUAUGGGAGAUCAAUUACGUGAGCCAGCCAACUGAAAGAAAACCCAUCACGCUUCCAUGGACGCUUGGUGAUGGAUGGGCGCCAUUCGACGGCGCCAAUGGAACUGGCUUGCUGGGAGAAGUCGAUCUCGCGUUUCUAGCAGUAUAUGCUAUGGGGAUGUACUUCUCGGGGCAUUUGGGUGACAGGAUGAACUUGAGAAUCUUCUUGACUAUUGGAAUGGUGGGCACUGGAGUGUUCACUUCACUCUUUGGAGCUGGAUAUUGGGCAGACAUCCACAACUUCUAUUACUUCCUGGCGGUUCAAAUGCUCGCGGGGUUGUUCCAAUCGACCGGUUGGCCUUCGGUUGUUGCAGUGGUGGGGAAUUGGUGUGGGAAGAAGAAGAGAGGUUUGAUCAUGGGGAUUUGGAAUGCUCAUACUUCGAUUGGCAACAUCUCAGGGUCUUUGAUUGCUGCUGCUAUGUUGAGCUAUGGAUGGGGUUGGUCGUUUGUUGUGCCUGGUUUUGUGAUUGCCUUUGUUGGAUUGCUUGUGUUUCUGUUCUUGCCGGUUAAUCCUUCCUCGGUUGGAGCUGACCGAGUUGAGGAGGAUGAAUCGAGCUCUCCGAAGAAGAGUAAUGGAGAGGAAGUGGGGCUCACUGAGCCUCUGCUGAGCUCGAGUUUCAAAGGUAAACAAGAAGCAGUUGGGUUCAUUGAAGCUUGGAAGAUCCCUGGAGUUGCUCCAUUUGCACUAUGCCUUUUCUUCUCCAAAUUGGUUGCCUACACUUUCCUCUACUGGCUUCCUUUCUACAUUAGCCACACAGCAAUUGAUGGGAAGUAUCUCUCAAGUGGUACAGCAGGCAACUUGUCCACCCUGUUCGAUGUGGGAGGUGUGGUUGGAGGGAUCCUAGCCGGCCACAUUUCGGACCGUCUCAAUGCUAGAGCAAUUACCGCCGCAGGAUUCAUGUACUGUGCAAUUCCAGCACUCUACUUCUACCGCAGCUAUGGCAAUGUCUCGUUGACGAUGAACAUCGUCCUCAUGUUGAUUACCGGAAUGUUUGUGAAUGGACCUUAUGCACUCAUUACAACAGCAGUCUCGGCUGAUCUCGGAACGCAUAGCUCGUUGAAGGGGAAUUCGAGAGCUCUGGCUACCGUGACAGCCAUUAUAGAUGGAACAGGGUCAGUUGGGGCAGCAAUUGGACCAUUGCUGACAGGUUACAUCUCCGCAACGAGCUGGAGUGCAGUUUUCACAAUGCUGAUGGGGGCAGCUUUCGUUGCCGGUCUGCUGCUGACUAAGCUUGUGAUCGCCGAGGUGGGUGCCAAGAUCGCCGAGUCCUCGAGGUCUCAGGGGAGCCCGAGCCAGUCGAGUCAUCCAGUGGCCGAACUCGACGUUUGAAGUGGUUCUUAGGAGGACACAGCUCCAGAUUGGAGUUUAGUUCAGUUCAGUUCUUUGUACAUAUGAAGGAAGAAACACAUACCACAAUAGAGAAAACAAAACCUCUCUCUAUCUCUCUGUAUUUGCCAUUUGGCCAUUCUUGGGGGAUGGUUUUUAGUUUUCUUUUGGGAAAUGUCUGGCCAAGAGAGAAGAGAAGGGGUGUGGUGGCGUGGGUGAUUGUUGUCUGUCUCUGCAAAUCUGCAAUCCUUUUUUUGUAAUAGUAUACACCAUUGAACUAUAUAUUGUACGAGCUUUGUAAGCUUUCUUUGAAAGGGAAAUUGCGGCAUUGAGAGGGAUAAGGGUGAUGUAAUAGUUCUUUGGCUUUGUACGGUGACUAGUUUUACUUGUGAACUGUGACACCGAUUUCUUGGACUGUGACGAUGCAGAAUCACAUGGUAUGGUGACAGAAUGGGGAAGAAGUGGCACGGACAGGGGAAGCAGCUGGCAGGACGGCAGUGGUGGCGAAGUUUGGAGCGGCCGGCCCGUGUUCUUGAACCUGGUUUUGCCAAAUAACAAUGCUAGGAAAUAUAAAAAAAGCAUUACCCGUUCAUUUCACCACCAGAUCUGAGAUGUGCAACUUCACUUGGUGUUGUGACUUGUGAGGGUACACAAAAGAA
This is a messenger RNA of Linum tenue, 2560 nucleotides long. The record is from the annotation of a GenBank genome assembly. NCBI's taxonomy places the organism in Eukaryota, Viridiplantae, Streptophyta, Magnoliopsida, Malpighiales, Linaceae.